Molecule: messenger RNA, 4204 nt
Organism: Syngnathoides biaculeatus (alligator pipefish)
Lineage: Eukaryota; Metazoa; Chordata; Actinopteri; Syngnathiformes; Syngnathidae
Exons: 6
Coding region: 125-1510 (461 amino acids)
Biological process (GO): protein transport
Cellular component (GO): plasma membrane; cytoplasm
Source: RefSeq, a predicted model, not a curated record
UACAACAUACCAAGCGCCACGAAUGACUGCCCAGGAACGUUAUUACGGUUAAUAAUUCCGGAUCGAUCGAUUGCGCGACUCUCAUCUUCAACCCUCUUCCCGAGCGCGUUUCCACUCUUGAACCAUGCCAGCCAUCAGAAGCUUAACGCUGGUUUACGACGCGCUAAACGAGGACAGGACUUUCUCCGAGGGGGACCUCAUAGCCGGGAAAGUGACUCUGGCCGUGGAAAAGCCCACCGCCGUCCAGAGCUUCUUCGUCAAAGUGAAGGGGGACGCUCAAGUGCGCUGGACGACGAGGAGCGGCAACCACAACCAAACACACUCGGCAAGCCGAAGAUACUUCAAACUCAAGCACUUCUUUAUCGGUGAAUGCGCCAGUGAGACUGUGCUUCCCCAAGGUGUCCAUGUGUAUAAUUUCCGCUUUACCAUCCCAUCAGGGACUAUGCCUUCAAGUUUUAAGGGCACCCACGGAAAGAUUGUCUACAUUCUUGAAGCCAAGCUGUUGAGAAGUUGGAAAGUAGACAAGACCGCUGACAAAGUGAUAAUUUUUCGUUCCAAGUCCAUCCCGCACCUACAAUCUCUGAUGUUACAACAAGUUGCAGUUAAAGACAAAGAGUUGGGGAUUUUCUCAAGUGGAAAAGUGCACAUGAAGGUCACUGUUGAUAAGACGGCUUACGCCCCAGGAGAAACAGUGUUGGUUGUUGCAAAAAUCAACAACAACUCGUCGAGUGACAUGAUUCCCAAAGUGCGUUUGUCCCAGGUUAUCGUAUACAGUGCCAGAAGUAGUAGCAAACACGAAAGCAUCACCAUCAACAAAUUGGCCAGCCAAAAUAUUGGACCCCGCUCAGAGAAGGAGGUCAGGUGGGCUGUGAAGAUUCCAACAAAUCAGGAGCCAACCAUCAAAAACUGUGAAAUCAUCUCAGUGGAAUACUCCUUAAAGGUGUAUCUGGACAUAAGUUUUGCCUUCGACCCUGAGGUGACGUUCCCAGUGAUCAUCAUACCUCCAAAUGUAGCCUCUAGUUCUCAGGGUGCUUUUUCUGGGCCCAGCUGGGCCCCACACAACAGUGACUUCCCCCCUGCUGCAGCCAGCGCAGCUUGUUAUCCUCCAUCCCCACACAGAGGCCAAGGGGCCCAAGCAUAUUUGGCACCCUCGCCGUUUUACUCAGAUAAUCCGACAAACUAUGCGGGUCCUUCGACCAUUAAUCCCAGUCCCGUCGCACCCAUGGCGUGGGGCUUCUAUCCAGGAACUUCAUCAUUAUCAUCAUCAUCAUCAUCAUUUACUGUUGUGCACCCUCUACCGAAUCCUGAAAGAUUUCAUUCAACUGCUCCAACAUUUCCACCCAAUCCAUCUCCGCCAGGCCCAUCAGCACCACCGGUAUUAGACUUAGCUCCUUCUGCUCCAUCCUACGAACCACCUUCUUACACGAGCACCACCAACUUCCUGUCUCAAUCUGAUGAACCUCCUCCAGCCUAUUCACUUAUUUUCCCACCAUCUGCAAAGGAUGAGUGAAGCGAAGCCAAAUAAGACAAAUCAGUCUUGAAAACCAUUGUGUAAGUCAUAAACACUGACAUUUUGUAAAUAUGAGAGUCCUCAAAUGUGCAUAUCAUUUUUUAAUUUGAAAUAUGAUGUUGGUAUGUGGAAUGUAUCUCAAGGUUCUAACCUGUUGGCACGUAAAUAAAGUUACUGUGUAAUGCCUGGAUUAGACUACAGCAGGGGUCAGGAAUCUUUUAGGCUGAGAGAGACAUAAACUGCAAAUAUUAUAAAACGUAAUCCCAAAAGAGCUAUAUAAUAUUUUUAAAUCUAAAUACAAGUGUAUUUGUGCAUCUUGUGUUAGACUAACACUUUAAGAGUACAAUAAUUCUCUAAAUCAUUUAAAUAACAUUAUGCUGUUGCUAACGAAUGAUGACAAAAGUACUUCUCACCAUUAAUGCAACUUCGUCGUCUGUUUCAUACGUCAUUAAAUUAAACUUCAUGCAGCCGCUGAGACCUCCAUCAAUUAAUGGUGAACAUCUUAAUGUUUUUUUUUUUGUUUGUUUUUCUUAAAUGUGAGAAAGACUUUUCAUAUGGACAGGUAGAACCAAAAAUUGUCAGUACAGUGAUGCGAUACGUGCCGAAGUGUGUAGUAUGUGACUGCGUUCCAAGUUUUCACAAUUUGUCAGUCUGCAGGUUUAAUUUUUUCCCAUUUCUCCCCACUUAUGUGAGCUCGCCAACAAUGCUUGCCGACAGAGGCAUGUUUGUGUUAAAAAAAAAAAAAAAAUUCCGGUGGUGGGUGGGCGGUCCAUAAGCACACUGUCAUUAUAAACAACGUUGAUAGGCUGUGUAAGGACUAACAUUUGUAAUUAUGAGUGUAGCCCUUUAAGAGCAGAGGGGGGUGGUGCAAGGUAAAUUAGGUAGAAGAGUGUGUGGCCUUGCAGUCGGUAGUUGUUAGAGAAAGUUACAUCUGCUGCCACAAUAUUAAAAAAAAAAAAAGAAGACCUCAGGCUCACUUUGGGUGGGGGGGUCACGCGAUCGACCAAAACUGCCUGACAUUGACAACAUUGAGCACCCCUGUUGCAUACAGUAUGUCAUUAUGAGGGUUCUGUGAGCCAUAGGUUCCCGAACCCUGUACUACAGGACUUUAGCCUGAUAUUGACCCAUUUAGCCAUCACAGGAAAUUUUUCAGAACAAAACCUCUUGUAGUGUGAGAUAAUCUUAUGACAAACCAUUUGGCCUUACGAUAACCUCACAAUGCCAAAAUGACAAGUGCAGCAUGGUGUUUUGUUUUUUUUUUUUUUAAUAUCAUAGCCGUGUAGUGACGUGAACAGCAAGUCUACGCCAGCGGCACCUUGAUGUCGCUCAAAAAGAUUGCAAUUGGCAUACAUUUAUUCAUGUGUACAAACCAAUGUUUGCCAAAGCUUUUGUCCAUGAUUCAACAGAACGCUGGCAUUUUUCUGUAUGUACAAACAUUAGUGCCACCACUUAGCUUGCUCAGUGGUUUCUUGCCUACUUGAGAGCCAUAUUGUACUAAAUAUACAUAAAACAUACCUCAAGCAAUGCUUGAAAGGACAGUCUGAAAUGUCAUUUCCUGUGACAUCACAGGGCUUUUCCAUCGUUGCUUUCCCCACGACAUUCCAGCAGCAAUCCAUUGACAACAACUUGCUGUCGUUAUGGUAACAGUUGUAUCCGUUUGCAGUGUAAGGUGACACGUUUUCUGGCCAUGCCUACCAGAGCUCAGUGAUCUUAAAAGAUAGGAUAAGGUGGUAACAGAAUAAACCAUGUAGUAUUGCCACUAUUGGAUGGCGGUACAGCAAGAUUUUAAUGGGAGGAGUCUGUGAUAGUACAAUCUUGAAAGACCAAAAUUUGUUUUGUAGUCUGAUCCAGGCAUUGGGAUAAGACUGUUCUUAGAGGCCUUCAACUGUUUUCAUGCAUUCUUUCCUACUUUACAUGAACAGUUAAGUCUAAAAUUAUUAAUAAUCUGGUUAAAUUUUGCGUUCAUGCAUAUUUGUGCUUGGAGUUGGCAGGUUUUGACUUGAUAUGAUAAGCUAAAAGUGACCAAAAAAAGCUCACCGUCACAAAAAUGUAUUCAAGUGCCUGGUUUUAUCAAAUAAUUUGGAGGAAGGACAUCUUUUCCAGUAUUUUAACAGAUCAUGAUAUGAAUGAAUUCUUUAGACAGAGGAAAAAAAAAAUCAUUCAAAAUGGAUAUAUUUUGAUUUUAUCUAUGCAUACUACUUAAAGCGUUACAUAAACACGUAUGCAAGAUGAUGAAAUCAAAAGAUCGAUUAUAAUCAAAACAGAUGUUAUUGUAUGUAAUAUUUUGUUUCAUGUAUCUUUUGUUCUUUUAAGACUUUUGCCGUGUCACUGCACUGUAAUACCUGAUUUGCUUGAACCACCUUGUUGUCUUUGUUUGAUACAAUAUAUAUAUAUAUAUAUAUAUAUAUAUAUAUAUAAAAUACAUCAUUUUACUGAGGACUUUGUAUUUUAUCAGGCUCAAUAUGCCACGAGGUAAUACAUUUAGCAAGAGCAUUUCCAUAGUGUGUAUAAGAGAGGUAAUUCUGGAUUAAAUCAUCGCAAUUUCAGUGCUGCGGAAGGAUCUACUCUCACCUCUACAGGUUGACUGUAAUUUACAAGACACCCAAGUAAACAGGCCUCGUUUCCAAAGGGUAAGUCAUUCACUUUAACUAAAGAGACCAAAAUAAAGAGUUUUAAGGUGAAGGUCACUGGAGA